UAUUCAAAGAAAAAAAAACUAAAAUCUUGGAGAGUCCAGUAAAAUAUUCUCUGUAUGCAGACUUGGUAGGGUUGGAGUCGUCGAGAAGGCAUCUCUAGCCUAGUUGGUAGUAUUUUAUAUAGCCAAUAGCCAAUAUAAAAUUCCAUCACUAUCUUCCAUACCGGCCAAUAAGCCAAACCCAGUAUUAAUUUACGAAACUCAAAUAUUGCUGGCAUGUUUUGCGAUAAGAUUUCCACCAUUAUUGUUGUCUUGAUGUCAUGGAGGUGGAUUCAUCGAGGAUUUCUCUCCGUCCGGUCAAGCUAACGGACGUGGAUGAUUUUAUGUUAUGGGCAGGUGAUGAUCAAGUGACAAGAAACCUACGAUGGAAGACUACUACCUCUAAGGAAGAGGCUUUGACUUUCAUCAAGGAUGUUUGCAUACCCCACCCUUGGCGUCGAUCCAUAUGUAUCGAUGACCGUUCAAUCGGCUUCAUCUCCGUUUUCCCGUGGUCCGGGGAUGACAGGUGUAAGGCUGACAUAGGGUAUGGAAUUUCCACAAAGUAUUGGGGCCAAGGGAUUACCACCAGGGCAGUGAAGAUCGCCCUCUCACAAUUGUUCAAAGAUUUCCCUGAUCUGGUAAGGUUGCAAGCUUUUGUAGAUGAGGAAAAUAAAGCCUCCCAGAGGGUACUAGAGAAAACUGGGUUCCAAAGGGAAGGGCUACUAAGGAAGUAUACCUUUAUUAAGGGGAGACUUGUAGAUCUAGUUCUCUAUAGUGUUUUAUCAACUGACUCCCUCCCUACAGAUCCUCAGGGCUCAGCUUAAGAACUAUAAUAAAUUCUCUGAUCUCUCUAUAUACAUUCAUAGAUAAGGGAAUGGUAAGAAAAUGGGUACAAGAGAUCUAUGGUGGAUAGUAAAGAUUGGGUUUAGCGUAGACAAGCUGGAGGAGACUCAAAAUGGGAAUGCUUCUCGAUAUAUCUUAGGAAGCGGCCCAACUGGCGAGGUUGUGUACGUGCAGCAAAGUUAGCACUUAAAUGCAUUUUUUGAGCCGAUCACCAUGUGCAGCCAUUGAGACUGGAUUGUUUUAUCAUGUGGUUAAAUAAGUUCUAUAUCUACUAUGACGUUCUUAUUGCUUAUUUUAUCUUGUGAUUAUUAUACAAAAAUCUAUUUACAGGCUUGUUUA
This is a messenger RNA of Carya illinoinensis, 1158 nucleotides long. RefSeq lists its product as uncharacterized. The record is from RefSeq and is a predicted model, not a curated record. Lineage: Eukaryota; Viridiplantae; Streptophyta; Magnoliopsida; Fagales; Juglandaceae. Gene Ontology annotation, molecular function: acyltransferase activity, transferring groups other than amino-acyl groups. The transcript has a single exon. The coding region runs from base 258 to 800 and encodes 180 amino acids.